UACGAUUUGGUGUUGAUAAUAAUGUAAUGUUAACAGGAGCAAGACCUACAGGUUUACAUUAUUCUCCAUUAGCUAGACGAAGACAAGAGCCACAUGAUAAUUCAUGCGAUAGAGAUGUAUGUAGUCAUCAAUGUGUACGAGUUCCUUCAACACCAGACAAACCUUUUAAAUGUCAGUGUCCUGACGGGUCAUCUAAAAUAUUAUCUAGUAAUCAGGCUACUUGUGAAAGACCAGCGAAUUUUGUUCUCUUUGCUGAUUUGAAUUCGUUGAAAAUGGUUAGUUUAGAUCCAGAAUCUGAAUCAACUGUACAUACUAUACAAUAUGGUCAUAUACGUAGUAAUUUUGUUGCUGUGGCAUAUGAUAAAUCUACAGAUACUAUAUACUGGAGUGACAUAACAGAAAAAUCGAUCUAUUCUUCGCCAUUCAAUGGUAUUGAGCCUAAACUGAUUUAUCGUAGCACUCAAUUUAUAGAAGGAAUAACAGUUGAUUCUGAUAGACAGCGUCUCUUCUGGACUGGUUAUCUUAGUAAUGGUACAGGUGUUGUGGCUAGAAUGAAUUUACAGAGAGGACCUUCAUCUUACCAUGAAGUUAAAAAAGGACUCAAUAAGCCAAAAGCAAUUCUGUUUUUUGCAAAGAAGAAGAUGUUAUUUUGGACCGAUUUUGGUGGUAAUAAUUACCCUGCUAGUGUUCACAGAUCACGAGCUAAUGGUAAACAUCAUAAAGUUAUCAUGUCAGAUGGUCUAUUCUGGCCUAAUGCACUAGCUUCACAAGACUCACAACUUUAUGUUGGUGAUGGCUCAGGGAAGGUCUUUCAGAUGAACUUUGAUGGCUCCGACAGAAGAGAAUUGACAUUUUUAAGUGGCUCAGAUGUAUUCGGUAUGGCUGUAUUUGAUAAAGUAUUAUUUUAUUCUGAUUGGUACACUAAUAGUGUUUAUAUGGUUGAUAUGGUAACUGGAGAUCAAGAAACCGUGGCAACCCAUCUUUCACGACCAACUAGUAUCGUUAUAUAUCAUCCAAAUGAUUUAAGCAAAGAUAAUUUAUGUAACGAAGAUGGUGAAGAAAAAUGUAGUGCUAUUUGUGUACCUGUACCUAGAUCUUAUCAUUGUACUUGUAAUAUUGGUUCAAAGUUAGCUGCUGAUGGCAAAAACUGUAUUCAAAUGUCGAGUCCAUGGGUGCGAACUGAAGAAAGAAGAUGUGGUGAUGGAUGUGGUAAAAAUUCACAAUGUGCCCAACGAGUACCAUUAUUAGAAUAUAUCUGUGUAUGUAAAGCUGGUUAUUAUUUAUUUGAUGGUGAUUGCAUAGGUUGUGGAGAGAAUAUGUAUAAAUCAUCGUUAGGUAAUGAAGCAUGUGAUGCUUGUCCAUUUGAUACUAGUACUCAAGGUGCUACAGCCUCCAGUCAAUGUUACUGUGAUAGACCUAACCGAAUUUUGGUCAAUAAUACAUGUAUAGCUACUGCAGUAACAACUGUUAAUUCCAUGACAACAGAAGAGGUUACUACAUCAACAUCCAAAAUGGUUACUAUGACAACAUCAAAAAUGGUUACAAAAGAUUCAGAAAUGGACUGGUUAGAUAUAACAACAAGUAAAUCUGUUGACCAUAGCUUUGUUCCAAGAGGGGUAACACUGGCAGGUGCAACAGUGUCUGGUGUUACUUUUGACUAUGAAAUCAAUGGUGAAAGAACUCAGGAACCAUUACAUGAACAAACCCAUGCUCCUUAUGUUGAGAGAACACAAGCAACAGCAGAUGAGACAACACACAUACCAGUUAGACCAACUACAGAAGAUAUCGAACCACUAAUAGAUGUAACCAUGGUGACAAAAGACACAGCUUCAUCAAUUCAAAAUAAUGGUGGCUAUCCAUAUUUUGAGAAUUGUCCUCAUGAUUCUGUAAUAACAGUAACACUACCACCAGACAGUAAUAGAUAUCUAUAUCCAGUAGAAUGGUCAGCUUAUGAUUCCUAUAAAAACCGUCUGCCUAUGACAUCAAACUAUCAGAUUGUAGAUAGAGCUAUUAGUCUCAUGUGGAAAGGAAGAGGCAGUGAAGGAAUUCAUAUGGUGGUAUUUCAAGCUGAAGAUAAUUGGAAAAGGAAGAAAACUUGUCAAUUUGAAAUACAAGUUGAUGAUGUGACAGCACCAGUGUUUACUUACUGUCCACGUAAUUUACUUAUAAAAAGUGAUCAACCAAUGGAACGUGUUGUAUGGCAACGCCCUAUAGCUGUAGAUAAUGUUGGAGUUUUUGAGAAUAUAGGAUCACAUGAUUCUAAUAUUGAUUUUUCUCAUGGAACAACAGCUGUGAAUUAUACUGCAUCUGAUAAGGCUGGAAAUAAAGCCUAUUGUACCUUUAAUGUUACCAUAGUAAAAGAACAGCAAUGUAAUUUACCAUCAUUUAAGAAUGGAGCGUUUGCUUGUGGUCAUACUAGACUUACAGAAGAAAUAUGCCAUGUUGUAUGUGGUAGUGGUUAUGUUAUCAAUCCUGUGGGAUUAUUUGAUAGACAUUUUAAUUGUCAACUAUCUGGAGAUGUUCAACAGUUAAAUAAAAGAAUGAAAAUACAAGAACCAUGUUUAGCCAAGAAAAGACCUACAAAAGUACUACAGGAGUUCAGUUUAAGUUUUAUUGGACCAUGUAAUCUAAAUAACUCAAGUUUAGUAUCAGAACUUUCAUCACAUAUUUUAGACCAUCUUCAAAAAAGUGAUAAAUGUCCGUUUGCCGAUUGUCAGUUCAGCAAUAUGACUGUUGUUUGUGGACGAAGUGUUAAAAUUAGAAGAUUUGUACAAGAUAAAUUUACUGUUAAAUGGAAUAUUACAAUAGAAAGCAUGAAUGGAUUUACAAAGGGUCAAGUUGAAGCAAUACUAAAUGAUAUAAAGAUAGAAUUAAUGAAGUUGAUAUCAGCAUUAGCAGUUAUAGUAGAUUCUCACCAAUAUACAGCAGAACCUAGCAGUGUACGAACUAAUCCAUCCCAAUUAGUGUGUAAUCAUGGAGAGAUGGUUUUUAAAGAUGGCUGUGUGCCUUGUCCAGUAGGGGCUUUACAUAAUACAACAGCAAGAAAAUGUAUGUUAUGUCCUAGAGGAACAUUUCAACCUAAAGCUAGUCAGGUACAAUGUCAAAGAUGUGAAAUGGAUCAAUAUACUAGAGAGGAAGGAGCUAUCAGUCAAUCUCAAUGUAUUGAAGUACCAGCUAUAGAUGAAAUGAGUAAAUUUUUAAUCAUCACAGCUUGUACGUUUGGUUUUGUUUUCCUCUGUAUGGUUAUCUUUAUGUAUUUACAAUAUCAGAGACAGCAGAAACAAGCUAGAAAGAGUUUAACAUUAGCCAACUCCAAUAGGUAUUUAAUGCCUAAUAUCUAUGUAGCUCCACCUCCAGUACCUAAACCAAAAUAUUUUGAAUCAAGAGAUUAUAUUGGUUGCCAUGACUAUGAAGAUAUUGAUGGUGCUCAAACAGCUAAAGCCAAUUUUGCUGCCAUGUACAGAAUUCCAACAGCGGGAGAUCGCAGAGAUUCAACCAGUUCAUUCAAACCUAGUGGCGCUAAUGGAGACAUAAUGUUCCGUACAGGACCUUCACCAUCUUUAUCAGCUAGAGAUUCUACAGCUGGUGUCCAAUCUUUUAGGACUUCUGAAGAUACUCUUGUUCCUUCUUCUCCACUGGAUUCUAAUAAAUCUUUCAAAACAUCUAUUGACGGCUCUCUCAAAUCUCCAGUAUCAGCUCACAAUUCCACUGGUUCCUUUAGAUCAUCACCAGAGUCACCUUACAGAAGUCCACAAUUUGGUCGAGAUAGCUCAAGUUCAUACCGGACAACACCAGAGUCUCCCAACAAAAGUCCACCAUAUUUAUAUGGAGCAAGUGCUACUGCCAUGUCCUUCAGAACUAAUCCAGAAGCAUCACCAUAUCGUAGUCCAAAGAUUGUUCGAGAGCCCAACUCUUCUUUUAAAACAUCUCCAGAAUCUCCAUACAGAACUACAACAUUUAUAAGAGAUUUAAAUUCAACACGUCAAGCUUCCGUAGAGUUACCUGUGAGAAGUCAAACUUUCAGACCACAUGCUGAGUCACCUUAUCGCAGUGUCAAUGAUGGAAGUUCUUUUCGAUCUUUCGGAGACUCACAGUUAGAGUCUCCAUAUCGCAGUGUUAAUCAUAAUGGAAUUGCGUUCAGACCACCAGUAGACUCCUUAUAUAAACGCCCACCCUCCCCGCUUUCUGUACCCAGUUCUCGGGUAUCUAAUGAUUCACUUUAUAAAGCAUCUUCUACCCCAAAAGCCUCCCCUAAUGCAUCUCGAGCAAGACUUGAAGCUAUGUUCAACACCCCACCUCCCAGUCGAUCUAUGAAAUCCUUUACCCAAAAUAGAUGUUAUGAGUAUGAUUAAUCUAUGGACAUCUAAUAAUACCUUAUAGUCUGUAUAAUAAUAAAUAUUUCAUAUGGCGCUAUUGUAUUGCUCAAUACAGUUGAAUACCAGCAUUGAACAAAUAAAAUUAAAGUGCCAAGUGGAUAAAUGGACCAUCAAAUUGUGUAUUGAACCAUGUUUUUGCUUGUGAACUAAAGAUAGAAUGUAAUGAAAGAGAAAUCACAUUAAAAAUACAUAGGAAAUGUAUUAAGUGAUCUAGGGAAAAAGAAUUUAUUCCUGAAAAUAGUGUAAAAUCAGCUAUAUUCUCAAUGCCACAUCUUCUGUGUAUUUUCAACCAAUCCUCUGUGGAUCAUUGGUUGACGAUGCGCUUUUCUUAGACUGAGAAUCCCAAUCAAAUAAACAUAAAUGUUAAAAAGAACAACUAACUGCAUCAGAAAAAUUCAACCAAAGAGGUUAAUGUGUUUUGUUUUUUGGGGCUCUUAUUUUUAUCUACUGACAUUACGUAGAGGAUGAGGCAUGUACUGCUGUAGAACGUCUAAUUUAAAUUGUAAGAUGCAUUGUUUCAAGAAUAAUAGCUAUAAUUGUAAUCUUUGAAUGGAUGAUGUACAAUUAGCUUCAUGAUUGUAUGGUAAAUUCUUUUGACUUUCUACCCUGAAGAAAAAAUUAAUACUUUGAAAUAAGAUCAAAAUAAAUUGUUUUAUAUGAGCGUUGUGAAGUUAUAAAUGUAUGUAAUAUGUUGAAAUAUUAUAUAAGAAAUAUUGUAUGAUAAAUGGGAUUUAUAUGUAAGAAUGAUUUGUAUAUUGUGAAAGUUAUGAUGUAUGUAUUGAAACUGAUAAUUAAUAAGCAAAAAUAUAUUUAAUAAUAGCUGUAUAAUUUAUUUAAUUUAUCAGUUUCUGUAUUUUGUACAUUGCUAGGAGAUAAUCAAUAUGCUUGUAUGUUAAAAGUGAAUAUGAUAGAUUAUUAUACAUAUUAUGCUUUCAAUGUUAAAAAUUUCUGAGUGUUUUUAUGUCUUGUCAAUAGAAUAUUGUAAAAUUCAGAGUAAUUGCCCUUCAGUCUUCAUAAAUCAUUCACAUCUCUGUUGCUGAUUGAGAACAGUAAGUUGGUGAUUGUGCAAAGAAGACUGAUAAGUAGAAUAGACUAAUUGAUACUUUUUAAAAUAUUAUUUGAUGAUAAUUGUUCACUAAACUAAAAUAAUAGGGGACAUCUCACUGUGCCCCCUGCUAUUGUUCUCAUGGGGGGAUUAAUCAAGCCAGGGGAUUAUCGAAUACAAUGGUGUUAAAAGUAUAGUCUGUUUUUUUAAACUACUACUUUUAAACUAAUUAACAACUUUAUUCACAAUAAAUUUCAUAAAAGUAACAACAAAUACAUGUAUCAAACAUAAAUCAUAACCCUACUAAAUGUGAUCUGGCGUCAGUAUAUUCAAUUGCACUUUUUACUCCAUUUAACAGUUUGAUUUUUAGAUCAUUAAGGCAUGUGGCAGUUCAAUAUCUGAGCUCUGUACAACGAUGCAUGUAGGCUAUAGACUAGUAUGUCGGAACAUGCUUGAUUAUAUCUUCAGCUUCGCGUCGGAAAUCUGGAAAAUUAAAGCCAACAAAUACACAAUAAAUUCAAAUGAUAAAAAUGAAAUCUCCAUAAAUGAACAUAGUUAAUUUCAGGCAUAAAAGUAAAAAGAAUGAUUUAGAUAAAACAUGCAAUACUAAAUAUUAAUAUAAUAAUAUCCUUAUAUAAUGAUAGUGAGUUUCUAAUCAUAUAUUUGAUUGAUUUAUGAGUACUGUCUGAAUGAAAGGUAGGUGAAUAAUAUUUAAGAUACCCGAAAACCGAUUACACGUGAACUUAACUUAUAUAUUUUAAUCAUUAAAAUAAUUAAAUUUCAACUAGGUGAACAGUACUAAUAAGGAUACAGUCUAUAAUCCUUUGUUUACUUAAAUUUUCACACCACUACCCUAUAACACCAGUUGAUUGGGGGGCACAGUGAGAUUAAACCAAAUAAUAUAGUGCAUAAAAUUAGAGUUAUUCCCCUUUAGUCUUCAAUGAUCAAUGGGGAAUCCCAGUCAACUAAGAAUGCCAAAAUUCAAUUUAUUAUGACCAAAUACUGUGUUCAUUUGUUGUAUUAGUUUAUUGAUACAUAUGUAGUUAUAUAAGUUGAUCCUAUUGUCUAAAGUUUUUUUUCUCAAGUUGGUAAUGUGUAGGGCGUAUAUGCAUUGUAAGCAUUAGUUACAUAGCAAUUUUACACAGUUUUAAAGUGUACUUGAUGCUAAUUGCCUUAUUUCCAGACACAAUUAUGUUAAUGAAGGCUAUGCAAUAUCGGAACUGCUGAAUACAAGACAUACUUCAUCAAUUUAGCUACAGUUAAACUGAUUGUAUUAAAUAAUCACUUGUAAGAUCAGUGAAAUUAUCAAGAGAAACAAAUAAUUGUGUAUAAAAUUUCUAUACGAAAGAGUAUUAGGAGGUAGAAAAUGUAUAAUAAAGCCUCAUGAUUUUAACAUUGAUAUAGCCUUAAACUUUUAUCACAUUUUUCACUUAUCUACCUUAUUUAAAAUUUGUAUUAAUUGAAACCUCUCUCUUUAUUAGAUGGGUGGAAUUUUUAAUUAAUUUUAUUGAUUGUAAAUAUAUUUGAAUUAUCUGUUUAUGUAUUGUGUGUAUAUUUAUAUAUCAACAGAAGUUGUAUGAAAUGGAUUAUAUCAUUUGUAAGCUUUUAUUUGUCAAUAAAUUAAUGUAAUGUGUAAUUUA
Patella vulgata (common limpet) is the source of this 7061-nucleotide messenger RNA. RefSeq lists its product as uncharacterized. Lineage: Eukaryota; Metazoa; Mollusca; Gastropoda; Patellidae. The transcript is spliced from 17 exons. The record is from RefSeq and is a predicted model, not a curated record. Bases 27 to 4352 code for a protein of 1441 amino acids.